AAACCCCAAUCCUUCGAGAAGAACUUUUUCCAGAAAGAGAGAGAGAGAGAGAGAGAGACAGAGAGAGGCACCGAAGCACCGAAUGGAUGCGGAGAAGAUCAUAGAGGUGGAGCAAUUCAUCAAGCAAUGCAAAUCCAACCCUUCACUUCUCCACGACCCUUCCCUUGCCUUCUUCAAGUCGUAUCUCCUAAGCUUGGGAGCUCGAAUUCCGCUACAACCAAAAACGGAAAAAGGUGGUGACAAAAUGUCAGACACUAAGGAACAUUUUGAUGCCAAAAAUCCAUCUACAUCGACUGAGGAUGAUGAUGAAAUUGUUGAGUCUGAUAUUGAGUUGGAUGUUACUGAUGUUGUGGAGCCUGAUGAUGAUCCUCCACAAAAGAUGGGAAACCCUUCAGUUGAAGUUACAGAAGAGAAUCAGGAAGCUGCACAAAUAGCAAAGUCAAAAGCUAUGGAUGCAGUUUCUGAAGGUAAGCUGGAUGAAGCCAUAGAUCUUCUAACAGAAGCCAUCAUGCUGAACCCGACUUCAGCAAUAUUAUAUUCAACUAGAGCUAGUGUCUUUGUCAAAUCGAACAAACCAAAUGCUGCAAUCCGUGAUGCUGAUGCAGCUUUACAGAUCAACUCUGACUCAGCAAAAGGAUAUAAAGUACGAGGAAUGGCAAGGGCCAUGUUGGCCCAGUGGGAAGAAGCAGCAAAGGAUCUGCAUGUAGCAUCAAAGUUGGACUAUGAUGAGGAGAUCGGUUUGGUGCUUAAAAAGGUUGAACCCAAUGCCCACCGACUCGAAGAGCACCACAGAAAAUAUGAACGUCUGCGAAAGGAAAGGGAACUUAAAAAAGCUGAACGUGAGAGGCAAAGACGGCAAGCUGAACAGGAUCGAGAUGCGUUAUCUGCGUUAAAGGAUGGGGAAGUUGUUGGCAUUCACUCUGCUAGUGAACUGGAAACGAAGUUGAAUGCUGCUUCAAAGACAUUUCGCCUGGCAAUCCUGUACUUCACUGCAACGUGGUGCGGUCCCUGCCGUGUCAUUUCUCCUCAUUACACAAGCUUAGCUGGGAAGUACCCGAAAGUUGUUUUUCUGAAAGUUGACAUAGAUGAGGCCAAGGAUGCAGCUGCACGCUGGAAUAUUAGUAGCGUUCCGUCCUUUUUCUUUAUAAAAAAUGGCAAGGAGGUGGACAAGGUUGUUGGAGCAGACAAAAGUGCACUUGAAAAGAAGAUUGCACAGCACGCAAGCUAGAUGUGACCUAAAUCUUGAUGAGAAUAUGAAUUCUGUUGUUUCUUGCUCUUGCCUUCUGUGUUUGGUUUUGUCUACUAUGUUCUACAUGGAAGAUAUGUCUGUGAAGUAGUACUGAUUCCUGUUAAUUGGCUUGUUGAGUCGUGUUGCUUCAGUUAUAGCACUAAUAAGUUUGCUUAUGUUUGCCGUGACUAAUGUGAUGAUAUAAAUGUGGAACUUAUUUUUGUGUUUUGA
Alnus glutinosa is the source of this 1459-nucleotide messenger RNA. RefSeq names its product TPR repeat-containing thioredoxin TDX. Gene Ontology annotation, molecular function: Hsp70 protein binding; protein dimerization activity. NCBI's taxonomy places the organism in Eukaryota, Viridiplantae, Streptophyta, Magnoliopsida, Fagales, Betulaceae. The record is from RefSeq and is a predicted model, not a curated record. The transcript has 10 exons. The coding region runs from base 83 to 1228 and encodes 381 amino acids.